AUGUCGUCCACCAGCAACGCCUCCAUUGACAAGUUCAACAGAGACAAUUACGCAACGUGGAGCCGGUACAUGCGCGGUGUGUUUUUGACGAAGUCCGUCUGGCACGUUGUCAACCGUGAAGUGACUUCGACUUUCACCGACCCGCGAGCGUCCGAUGACUACGUCAAGGCAAGCAACGUCGCGUUUGGUAUGAUGCUGCUGCACAUGAACGCGGACUACCAUCAUGUGCUCGACAACUGCGAGGAAGCCUGGGUUGCGUGGACAAGUCUGAAGACGCUGUACGGUGGGUCGCAGAAGGCAGGACGCAUCUACCUCAAGCGACAACUUUUCAGUAUCAAGAUGGCUGAAGGCGCGAACGUCAUGCAUCACUGCAACGAGGUCAUCAACAUCUCCGCCAAGCUUAGCGGCAUCGGUGCGAAGAUGGAAGACGAAGACGUUGCAAUUUGUCUGCUACUCAGUCUUCCGAAGAGCUACGAAAAUGUGGUGCUCAACAUGGAAAUGAGCAGCACCGAGCUUCGCACUCAAGAUGUGGUGAGAGUCCUGACGAAUGAGCAUGCCAAGCGUCAAGGAGAAAAAGGGACAACGACAGCGACUACGGUGAAGGCUGAAGAUGCAAGCAAGGCAUUCAGCGCCGAGCGUGAGCCCUACCAAUGCACGUAUUGUGGCAAGGUGGGACACACGGUGGAUCGUUGCUGGACAAAGCAGAAGAACGAAGGCAAUGGCUACGAUCGAGUGGCGUUUGCAGUCUCGUUCGAAUGUGGAGUUUCGACGAGCAAGGACGUGUCUGGAAUGUGGGCCGUCGACAGUGGUGCAACGCACCACAUUUGCCACGACAAGACCAAGUUCGCAAGUUUGGCAGAGCGCAAUGAGGGCGAACUCUUGGUGGCUGAUGGCAACAAGGUGGCCAUCAAGGGUGUGGGAACCAUCAUGGAAAAGGUGGUUCUGCCCAACGGUGAAGAGCGUGAGAUCGAAAUCUAG
Messenger RNA from Peronospora matthiolae, 978 nucleotides. Lineage: Eukaryota; Oomycota; Peronosporomycetes; Peronosporales; Peronosporaceae. The record is from the annotation of a GenBank genome assembly.